AUGAUGAUUAUGAUCCUGCAAUGUUCAAAUAAUGGGGUUGUGGAAUCAGCACGCAUUCGAGCGAUGUUGGUGUUUGGAGAUUCACUGGUUGAUGAUGGCAACAACAACUAUCUCAGCUCCAUUGCCAGAGCCAAUUACUUUCCUUAUGGGAUUGACUUCAUGAAUAUAGGCCAUACUGGGCGAUUCUCUAAUGGCAAAACUGUGGUUGAUAUGCUCGGAGACUUGCUGGGUGUGCCUUAUCCUCCAGCCUUUGCAGAUCCCACCACAAGAGGAAUUAAACUACUUGGGGGAGUGAACUACGCUUCAGCUGCUGCUGGGAUCCUUGAUGAGACAGGCCAACACUAUGGGCAAAGGUAUAGCUUGAGCCAGCAAGUUCUGAAUUUUGAGACAACAUUGGACCAAUUAAGAACAAUGAUGAGUGGCAGGAACCUCAGUGAGUUCCUUGCCAAUUCUCUUGCAGUCUUGGUGUUUGGAAGCAACGACUACAUCAACAACUACCUCAUGCCUUCUCUCUACCCUUCCAGCUACAACUACAGUCCCCCUGACUUUGCCAAUCUUCUCCUCAAUCGCUAUGCCCGACAACUUGUGGCACUUUAUAGUUUAGGACUAAGGAAGUUCUUGCUAGCAGGAAUUGGACCACUUGGUUGCAUCCCCAACCAGAGAGCCUCAGGUCAGGCUCCGCCUGAUAGAUGCGUAGACUACGUCAAUCAGAUCCUCGGCACCUUCAAUGAAGGGCUGAGAUCCCUUGUCGACCAACUAAACAGAAACCCAGGCGCAAUAUUUGUUUAUGGAAAUACUUAUGCUGUAGUUGGUGACAUCCUCAAUAACCCUGCCAACUUUGGGUUUAGUGUUGUGGACAGGGCUUGCUGUGGAAUUGGGAGAAACCAAGGCCAAAUAACAUGUCUUCCAUAUGAAAUUCCAUGUUCAAACAGAAACCAGUACGUCUUUUGGGACGCCUUCCAUCCAACACAAGCUGUCAAUGCCAUUCUUGCCCAGCGGGCCUUUUAUGGAUCAACCAGGGAUUGUUACCCAAUUAAUGUACAACAAAUGACUCUCUUCUCUUGA
Molecule: messenger RNA, 1065 nt
Organism: Tripterygium wilfordii
Lineage: Eukaryota; Viridiplantae; Streptophyta; Magnoliopsida; Celastrales; Celastraceae
Product: GDSL esterase/lipase At1g71250
Exons: 5
Coding region: 1-1065 (354 amino acids)
Molecular function (GO): hydrolase activity, acting on ester bonds
Source: RefSeq, a predicted model, not a curated record